Molecule: messenger RNA, 2187 nt
Organism: Trypanosoma theileri
Lineage: Eukaryota; Euglenozoa; Kinetoplastea; Trypanosomatida; Trypanosomatidae
Exons: 1
Coding region: 1-2187 (728 amino acids)
Biological process (GO): Golgi organization
Cellular component (GO): Golgi apparatus
Source: RefSeq, a predicted model, not a curated record
AUGGGUGGAACACAGACAAAAGAGGCCGUGGAAUACUUUACCGCUGUAGCCCAUAGCGACAUCCAUCCAGAUGAGAAAAACUUCAUUGAACAUUUAAUUCGCUACAAGAAAAAUAUCUGCUCAGGUGCGGAACUCUACAGAUCGGCAUUACCCGCUCUUCGAGAGUUAAUCCCAUCCUGUGUACAGACACGGCGGGUGCGAUGGAUACUACAUCUCUGUCUACAGCAGUUGGAACACGCCUCUAGUAAUUACAGUCAAGCACCAAGUGAGGCUUUUCUCGCAUUACUGCACAUCACAGAGUUUAUCGUCCGUUAUGCUAAUUAUGUAUCCCAUGGAGAUGCCGCCGAAUUAUUACGUAUAAUGAUGGGAGAUGAGACAACAAGUAGUAAUAGUAAUGAACUCACAAACAAUGAUAGUCAAGGUACAAAUACAGAGGCACAUAAACUAUGUAAUGCCCUUAUAGAAUACUGUGUAACUGUACCUCUCAACGUAUUAACUGUAGAGGCUCAUAGUGAAGUGAUAUCUUUACUUUUAUCCAUGACUUCCUCUGCAUUAUAUCACCCUACUACAUUUGAUGAGAAAUAUAUGGAUGUAUUUACGGAAAUGAUGAUAGGAUCUGAAGGUAUAGCUCCAUUUCUAUCAACAUUAUUAAGACGAGUAGUGGAUUGGGGGGCUGGUCGUCUUCCAUCGCAACCGCUUUUGUAUCGUAAUGGUUAUCAACCAUCUUUUCGAAAUCUUUAUAAUGUAUUUGGUAGUAAUCGUGGGAAUAAUUCUAUAAGUUAUGGUGAAAAUUUAGGUCGACACUGUGGACAACUUUUAUCUGUACUUAUUGCUCAUCAAAAAGGUAAUGGACGAAAUCCUGCUUUAGAUUAUAUAAAAGGAAUUCAAGAUGGUGAACAAGUACAGUUUAAACCACUAUUAAUUGCUUUAACUACUCGUUUACAGGUAUGUCCAUCACUUUGUAUGGUUUUGUAUGCUUUAAUAUAUGAUCAUCCUACGUUUUUGCAUACUGUGAUAACGGCUUUUCCUAAAGAACUUUUGGAUUUAAUACAAGAAGUCCUUCAUUUGAGUUAUGCAGUUGUAACGGAUACAGGAUAUACAAUUACAACUCCUACUACUCCUUUAGGUGAAAGUUAUCAUAUUACUAUUCCUAAUGAGGAGGAUGAGUUAUCACCAGAGACUAUUAUGUCUAUUAUGAAAGAUAUGACCUUAUUUUCAAAUCCAUUUAUUAGUUUUAUGACAAGUACAUUGGUGUUACUCUUUACACAGGAUCAAGUACUAAAUAAAUACAUGAGUGAUACCGUAGUGGAGCCUCGAUUUAAAUUAGAUCGUUAUUUGGGUAAAAUACCAAUUAGUUCUCUUUGUAUUAUCGUGUUAGCCCACGGUAUUGUGAGAGCCAUGAAUGAAAAGAAUGAGCCAUUAGCGGCUGUUUUUCUUCCAAGUUUAUCUAAUUUAGCCCCUUUUAUUCACGAUAUAGAUCCUCACACCUCUCAACAAUUACUACGACUGCUUAUGAUGACUCAACGCAAAUUAAGACGUGCUGUUGAACAUGCAGGAUCCACUACUACCGUAUUAGAUGAUGAUGUGGCUAAUGGUAUACCAAGAGAUAAAGAGAUGAAUAAUAAAGAUAUGGAAAAUAAAGAAAAUGCAAUAGCACAGAUGUUUGCUCGUCAAUUAUCAUCUCUUGUAGAGGCUUUAGAAGGAAUGCUUCAAGGUGAGGAUCGACACAAUGAUUCCCUUGUGUAUGAAUUACUAUAUAAUAAAGAUAAACUAGAGGAUGGAAUCGUAGUAGAUAAUCCCAAUUCACUUAUCGCCAAGGCAAGAAAGACAAUACAACCUUUGAUUCGAAUUGUUGAUUUCUACGAAACGGAACUUGCAAGUGUUACCUCAGCCGAUUCUCACAGGGAUAUUCUCUCUAUUAUUCGUCGAGCGACAGAGGAACGAAAUGGAGGCAAUACUACCAUUCAAGAACAACAACAACAACAAGGUACACCACGAUCAUCAAUAAAACCUGUUGGACAAGCCAUGUGGAAGGCAAAGGAGAUUCUAUUUGUUUAUGAGGAGUCUUCGCAUAGUUACGAUUUCUUUGGUCCUUUUGUAUGGGCCACACUAUUGGGAGAUGCGGCAUAUCCCGGUGGUUUGUUGUGGACUGUUGACACCACCGUACUGGAUAUGUUCCCGCGGUAA